GAGGUGUUUCAGGCCCUGCAGCGGCUGCACAUGACCGUCUUCUCCCAGAGCGUGUCCCCCUGCGGGAAGUUCCUGGCGGCGGGCAACAAUUACGGGCAGAUUGUCAUCUUCAGCUUGUCUGCUGCUUUGAGCUCUGAGGCUAAAGAGGAAAGUAAGAAGCCUGUGGUGACCUUCCAAGCCCAUGAUGGGCCUGUGUACAGCAUGGUGUCCACUGAUCGGCAGCUGGUCAGUGCUGGGGACGGGGAGGUGAAGGCCUGGCUGUGGGCGGAGAUCCUCAAAAAGGGUAGCAAGGAGCUGUGGCGUCGUCAGCCGCCAUACAGGACCAGCCUGGAAGUGCCCGAAAUCAAUGCUUUGCUGCUCGUCCCCAAGGAGAAUUCUCUCAUCCUGGCCGGGGGAGACUGUCAGCUGCACACUAUGGACCUUGAAACUGGGGCCUUCACGCGGGCCCUCCGGGGCCACACAGACUACAUCCACUGCCUGGCACUGCGGGAGCGGAGCCCUGAGGUGCUGUCGGGCGGCGAGGAUGGGGCCGUGCGGCUUUGGGACCUCCGCACGGCCAAGGAGGUGCAGACAAUCGAAGUCUACAAGCACGAGGAGUGCUCUAGGCCCCACAAUGGGCGCUGGAUCGGAUGCUUGGCAACUGACUCAGACUGGAUGGUCUGCGGCGGGGGCCCGGCACUCACCCUCUGGCACCUGCGGUCCUCCACACCCACCACCAUCUUCCCCAUGCGGGCGCCACAGAAGCAUGUCACCUUCUACCAGGACCUGGUAGGCCCUCUCUCUCCUUCUGCCACCCCUGCCUGGCUCCCGUCUCCAGCCCUGACACCCAGCCCCCUCUUGCUCUCCACAGAUUCUGUCGGCUGGCCAGGGCCCCUGUGUCAACCAGUGGCAGCUAAGCGGGGAACUCAAGGCCCAGGUGCCAAGCUCUUCCCCAGGGCUGCUCAGCCUCAGCCUCAACCAGCAGCCAGCGGCCCCCGAGUGCAAGGUUCUGACAGCCGCAGGCAACAGCUGCCGGGUGGAUGUCUUCACCAACCUGGGCUACCGUGCUUUCUCCCUGUCGUUCUGACCCGUCAACAUCCCUUCACUCUGGGGCUGGGAGUGCCUUUUCUCUUUUCUUUUUUUACAAAUAAAGUUUCUAACGUUUCUUCCAUGUGCUUCUUUCUCAAGAACAGAGACCAAGCUGCUGUCGUGAUUUAUAUAUUACUCUGUCCAAUCUUGAUACAUAAAUACCCACCGUCCUCCUGCCCUGGAGAGGGCCCAGUGCUUAGAAAAGAUAGACCUAUAGAUCCCUAAGGUAGGCAGCUCUGCCCCCCCAACCCGCGUCUGGCCCCUGGCCCCCAAAGCUGGCCCCUGCUCCCUGUGAGCCCCUGCCCAGCUUUCGGGGUGGAGAGGGCGCCAGCCACCCUCGGAACACUGGGCGU
This is a messenger RNA of Trichechus manatus latirostris (Florida manatee), 1421 nucleotides long. RefSeq names its product THO complex subunit 6 (gene THOC6). Gene Ontology annotation, biological process: mRNA export from nucleus. Gene Ontology annotation, cellular component: transcription export complex; THO complex. The transcript is spliced from 11 exons. Bases 31 to 1293 code for a protein of 420 amino acids. The record is from RefSeq and is a predicted model, not a curated record. Lineage: Eukaryota; Metazoa; Chordata; Mammalia; Sirenia; Trichechidae. Gene Ontology annotation, molecular function: protein binding.